Messenger RNA from Capsicum annuum, 3697 nucleotides. Its product is annotated as pentatricopeptide repeat-containing protein At1g20230-like. The record is from RefSeq and is a predicted model, not a curated record. The transcript has 2 exons. Bases 668 to 2704 code for a protein of 678 amino acids. Gene Ontology annotation, molecular function: zinc ion binding; protein binding; RNA binding. NCBI's taxonomy places the organism in Eukaryota, Viridiplantae, Streptophyta, Magnoliopsida, Solanales, Solanaceae. Gene Ontology annotation, biological process: RNA modification.
AAACAUACAGGUACAAAAAUACUAACAAAUUCAUCAUCUCUAACAAAACCCUUUCCGCUAAUUAUUAUCAAGAAAACAAGAAACCUGAAAGUCCACAAAUAAAGACAGAAGGCAUCAGUUCACCAUCUUUGACUCCACAAUCAUAUCCCAAAUCCUAUAAACCGUCGAAACACUUUUCCAAUCUAUUUUGAAAUACCAAAAAUUAAUCUAAUUUUUAAUUUAGAAUGACGAUUUUCUUCCUAGCCUAAAUUCAGUGAACAAUUGUGUCAAAGAAAAAGAGACAAACACAGCAUAUUAUAGAUAUUUACCUCUAGAAAACUGCAACGCGGAGAAGCAGAAUUAGCAAAAACCAAAAAUAGCUAGAAGAGUAAAAAUGAUUAAAGGGAUGAAAAUAGAGAGACAAUGAAUGAGGUCCGUGGAGUAGUUGCUAGUAGAGAAAAGGCGGUGAAAAGGAUCAGAAUAGAGAUAGAAUGGAGGCAGUGGAGAACAACUGUAAGCUUUGAAGCUUAAAAGACAGAAAUGCCCCCUCAAUGCCAAGCAGGCAUGUCGAGGAGGUGUGUGCUUAUUGCCUCUUAUUACAGAUAGUAAGUAUAUAUAAAGUAAUUUUGGGUAAACCCACUGCGCGUAACUUGCAUCGACCAUUGUCAGAGUAGCAAGCAACAAGCACAUGCUCUCGAAGCCAAACUCCCAGUUCCUGCGUGCACUUCCACCAUGUGGAGAUAUACGACGUGCCCGUCAAUUGUUCGAUGAAAUUCCCAACCCAGAUAUACAAUCGUGGACGCUCUUGAUCACCGCAUACAAAAAAAGCGGCUUUCCAGAAGAAGCAUUGAAAGUCUAUGAGGAAUUGGGGGAAAGGAAAGUCCUUCCUGAUCAGCUGGCACUGUUAUCGGUAACCAAGGCUUGUGCUGCUUUGGGCAACCUGAUAAAGGCAAAAGGGAUUCACCAAGAUGUAAUCAGAUUUGGUUAUCGCUCUGAUUUGCUCCUUGGAAAUGCACUGAUUGACAUGUAUGGAAAGUGUAAAUACGCUCAAGGUGCAAGAGAUGUUUUUGAUAAUUUACGUGCUAAAGAUGUAAUCUCUUGGACGUCGAUGAGUUCGUGUUAUGUUAACUGUAAACUUCCAAGAGAGGCGCUAAUGACUUUCCGUGAAAUGAGGUUGAAGGGAGUGAGACCUAAUCCUGUUACAUUGUCUUCUGUACUUCCCGCCUGCUCAGAUUUGAAAAGUUUGAAUUUGGGUAGAGAGAUUCACGGGUAUAUCGUUAGAAAUGGAAUACACGAUAAUGUGUAUGUUAGCAGUGCUCUUGUGGACAUGUAUGCUAGUUGUUCAAGUAUCAAACAAGCGGAGUUAGUAUUUAAUAGUACACAUCAGUCUGACUAUGUUUUAUGCAAUGUCAUUAUGUCAGCAUAUUUCUCAAAUGGGGAAUGUGACAAAGCACUUCGCAUCUUUGAUCAGUUGCGAAAAGGAAGAACUAAACUGAAUCACGAUUCCUGGAAUUCUGUUAUUGGAGGGUGCAUACAAAGUGGAAGGACAGAUAAGGCGCUUCAAAUACUUCAUGAAAUGCAGCAGUCAGGUGUAAAACCAAAUAAAAUCACAAUCACCAGUGUGUUACCUGCUUGUAUAGAUCUAGGAAGCAUAAGAAGAGGUAAGGAGAUUCAUGGUUGUCUCCUUCGGCAUUUAUUCUUGGAAGAUGAGACAGUGUUCACUGCUUUGGUAUUCAUGUAUGCUAAAUGUGGUGAUCUGGAACUAUCCAAAAGAGUCUUCUAUGUGAUGCCAAAAAAAGAUACUAUUGCUUGGAACACAAUGAUUAUUGGAAAUUCAAUGCAUGGGAAGGGAGAGGAAGCCUUGCUGCUUUUCCGCGAAAUGGCAAGUUCAGGGGUGAAACCCAACUCCGUUACCUUUACUGGCGUCUUAUCAGGUUGCAGCCAUUCCCAGCUGGUAGACAAGGGCCUUAUGAUAUUUUAUUCAAUGAGAAAGGAGCAUGGAAUUGAACCUGAUUCAGAACAUUAUUCAUGCAUGGUUGAUGCUCUAAGCCGUGCUGGUCGGCUAGAACAGGCAUAUAAUUUCAUCCAAAGCAUGCCCAUGAAACCAAGUGCUGCUGCUUGGGGAGCAUUGCUUGGUGCAUGUAGAGUAUAUAAGAACGUGGAAAUGGCACGAGCUGCUGGAGAACAGCUGUUGGAGAUUGAGCCAGAAAAUGCUGGGAACUAUGUUUUGUUGUCCAAUAUUUUUGAAGCUGCCAAACUACGAGAGGAGGCCUCAAAAAUUAGGAAAUUGAUGAGAGAAAGAGGAAUUAUUAAAGUUCCUGGCUGUAGCUGGAUUCAAGUGAAAGACAAAGUGCAUACUUUUGUUGUCGGUGACAAGAAUAGUGCUCAAACUGCAGACAUUUACCGCUUUUUGACUGAAGUAGGUGAAAAGAUGAGGUUAGCCGGGUAUUUACCCUGUACGGACCUUGUUGGACAAGAUCUUGAUGCAGAGGAGAAGGAAUACAGUUUGUGCAAUCAUAGCGAGAGGCUUGCUGCUGCCUUUGGGAUUCUUAAUUUAGACGGUGCGUCAUCCAUUAGGGUGUUCAAAAACUUGAGAAUAUGUGGAGAUUGCCAUAAUGCCAUGCAGUAUUUGGCUAAAAUUGUUGGGGUGCAGAUCAUUGUGAGAGAUCCUCUUAGGUUUCAUCAUUUUAAAGAUGGGUUAUGCUCCUGUAGCGAUUUUUGGUGAAAUACCAAACACCGCCAAGUAUUAAACUUGAUAAACUGCAAGCAUAAUUAAUUCUUGAGGAAAUAUUUUGAUUAUGCUCCUGCAGAGAUUUUGAUGAAAUAACAAAUGCCACCAAGUAUUAAACUUGAUAUGCUGCAAACGUGAUUAAUUCUAAAGGGAUAUUUGGAGGAUCUAAGCUGAUAAUACAAUGGAGAAGGUUAAUUUUGUUUUUCUCCAUGGAAAAUAGAAGUCGGAGUAUGCAAUCCACUGUGACUGUGCUUGCGGGUGAAACUAAUGAUUUAAAAAUUUUUGCUGGCACUAGAUCCAUGAUAUAUACUCAGCACAAAGGCAACAGCACCAGAUAUAUGGGAAAUAUGGACAUGAAGCAGGCAGAAUCGGGUAAGAAAAGGAACUUACUGAGACGACGAGAGCAGAAGUGGCAAGGGCAAAACCAGCAAUCUUGGCAGCAUCAGUGCAUUUCUGAGCCAAUUCCUUGAUUUCAGUUUGCAAAGAGCAAGUGAGCCUGGCUGCAGCUGGUUCAACACCAAAUGCUUUGCUCACACUUUGUGCAGACCUCAACUGCAGGUUGUUUCUAGCACCAACCUUUGUUGGUUGCAUAAGAGUUGCAGCUGCUUGUAGAGAGGCAGCCAUAAUUUGCCUUUUUUUCUUGAUCAAACUCCUGUGCUCCUCUCUGUUUCUGGUUUGUUGGAAAGUGGAUGAGUGGCAGUAAGAAGUGGUUCGUAUGCAGAGGAUGGACAAAUUAUUUUGGUGGCUUUGGUGCGAGUAAGAUAAGAGAUAGGAUAAGGGCCAUUUUUCAUUGGUUGAUCUGAGCUAAUGCCUCUUAUUUGGUGGCUUGCAACGUGGCAAAUUUUGUGUUCAGGAUAAAGAUAUUCAUUUUUGUAAUUUUGGUAGGGAAGUGAUGGACGAUGGCCUUUUACAUUAUUUGAAGCUAAAACCCUGUAAAUAUUUACUCUCGUAUUUGCACCAAAUCACAUAAGUUGAUUACUUGAUCAU